Linepithema humile (Argentine ant) is the source of this 2674-nucleotide messenger RNA. RefSeq names its product Inositol phosphate kinase 2 (gene Ipk2). Lineage: Eukaryota; Metazoa; Arthropoda; Insecta; Hymenoptera; Formicidae. The record is from RefSeq and is a predicted model, not a curated record. Gene Ontology annotation, biological process: inositol phosphate biosynthetic process. Gene Ontology annotation, molecular function: inositol tetrakisphosphate kinase activity; inositol-1,4,5-trisphosphate 3-kinase activity. Gene Ontology annotation, cellular component: nucleus; cytoplasm.
ACGACGGAAUGGUGUCGUGACGAAGCGUAUGCAAUACAACGCAGUCGUUGGAGAGCAUCGGAAAGCGUAGUUUAUCCUGGUAUUUUCACACAGCGAAAGAGAACACGUCCUGUCGUCUAUGUGUGAUUAUCGCGCGUUAUCGCCGCACUCGCCAUAUAGGUUAUAGUAACGUGUGCGUAAGAUCGGGGUAAUAACCUGAAAGCCAGAGAGAAAGAGAGGGAGAGAGAGAGAAAGCGAAGAAAGGAGCGAGAGGGAGAGUGUGUACGGUUAAUAUAUCGAUCUUUUGUUAUGUAUUUCCACGCGGAACAUUUGCGCGAGUGAUAAGAGCGACCGAAGAAAGGAGAGAGAAAGAUAGAACGAGAGAAGAGUGGCAGAGGAGAACAAAGAAAGAAAAAGAGUGAGAGAUAAUCAUCGCCGCACGUCCGUUAUUAAUUAUGACGACCCUAGAAUCGCAGUCAGAUGAGAGUCAUCUCGAUAAGCUGCUGCACGUGGAAUGGGAUGGUACGGCCUCCGGAUCGUCUGGGUGUACGUUUUCCGAAGGACUGAGCCCGCUGAGGUGUCAAAUGGCCGGACAUCCCUUCAAUGGCGAAAAGCACACAAUCGGCAUGUUGGUCUGCAAACGAACUAGACAUGUACUGAAACCGGCGACUAAAGCGAUCAUUGGGGAAAGAGAAAUUGCGUUCUACGAGAACUUGACGAAGUCUCGAGAUCCCACGAUAGCGCAACUAAAACAGUUCGUUCCACAUUAUUAUGGCACGACAGAACUACGAGUCUUUAACAAACGUACGAAGUUUCUCACGCUUAAGGAUAUCACGGAGGGCAUGGCCGAGCCAUGUGUGAUGGAUAUCAAGAUCGGCCGCCGCACGUGGGAUCCUUUAGCCACACCAGAGAAGAGGGCAACGGAAGAAUUCAAGUAUGCCGAAUCGAAGCGUGCUUAUGGUUUUUGUAUAACCGGUUUUCAAGUAUAUUGUCUCUCCACUGGACGAUUAAAAAAAUUUGACAGAGAUUAUGGCAAGAAACUCGAUGCCAUGGGCGUCGUAGAAGCGAUGAAAACUUUCUUGAAUAUAACACCUGAGAGACCGGCCAGUCAACGGUUGAUCGUGGAGCUGCUGUCAGUCCUGGGAAGGAUCAUCUUGUUCUUCCGCAUGCAGCGGAAGUACCGCUUCUACUCCAGCUCGCUUCUGGUCGCCUACGAUGCUCAACCAUUGCGGCAGCAAUGUCGUUUGAACAAUGAAAAUUCCAGCGACCCGAUGGAAUCUUCUAGAACUGGAUCUGCCUCUUCCCCGUCGGCGAGUUUGGAGGAGUCGAACGCGGAUAUUAGCGAGGAGCAGAACUCGGAGGCUACCCUAGAGGCGCAUAGACCGAUGCUCAAAAGGAGCGUAAGUCUCAACAAAGGACUCGUGUCGAUAGCGCACGAGGAGGUGUCGGAUCAGAGCGGGUCUUCCAAUCCGCCACAGGUGGAGCAAAUUUGUCGAUCCUGUCCGAGUCAGUUUUCGCUUGCGCACGCAGACGCGAACAACGUCAACGACGCGAUGACGAAUAAUCGCGAUGCUCCGACGGAUGAAAAGGACGACAACUGCAGCUGGGUACGAGUGAAUAUGAUCGAUUUCACACACGUUUUCCCAGCGGAAGAUGAUACCGGUUUGGAUUUGAAUUAUCUGGAAGGCAUCGAGAAUCUGAUCAAGCUCCUCAAAACGUUCCUCAAGCGCGCUCGCGAGCGCGACUCCGAGUAAGGAGAGCCUCGCGCACAACCGUCGCGCAAUUCAAUCGUUCUUCUUAUCGACAAUGAUGUUAUCACUUGCGACGAAGUUCCCGGCAGUGAACGGAAAAAGUUAGAUGGAGAGGGUAAUUCGGACGAUUAAAAUUGCGAAAACGUCGGUUUUGUUAUCGGACACUGGCACGACGGAAGAUGGAAUAAUCGGUAACGACGAGAUCUUUGACAACGAUAAUCGUCAGGCUGAGAGAGGACAUGGUUCACUGAGAAAAGCUGUUGUAGCAAUAUCUCCGAGAAAGAGAGACGAGAAAUACGAAGAUUUACAUAGAAAAGAUAUGAAAGUUUAUAAAAUAAAAAUACAGAGGAUGUAGUUAUAUUAAUGUGAACAUGUAUGUAUGUCUCUCGAAAGUCGGAUUUCGGCAACAAUUACUCGAUAGAGUAAACUAGGAACGAAAAUAAUUUCUGCAGAAUUCAAAUGUUAAUGCAGAAACAGAAUAACAAUAUAAUUCAAUCGGGCACACAAUCAAUUCUGAAUGGACUCCAAAAAUACGUCUUCUUUAAGGUACAAUAAUUAAGAUUUUUAUACUUUGUCAAAAAAAAAAUCGUAACACGAUGUAUAGAAUGUCUAGGAAUUUCAUACGUUCGACUGUCCAUUUGUGCCGUAUAAAGACCUGAUUUGAAAAAUAGAGCUUGGACGCUCGAUAGAGAGCACCUCAUUGUAAAUUUCCAACAAUUGUUCGAAUGAUGUUUAUACUACGACGACAAUAAGUCACACUUUGCAAAUACACAUCGUACUGCGACGGGCACACAUUGUACUGACAGAAAGUUUUUCAAAAGGGACGUAACAUUAUUGAUUUUGCCAUGUUACAAAAAUCUUUAUAUUGUACGCAUUAUGUGAUAAAAGUGCAGAUAAUUUGUAAUUAUUACAGCAGCAAUAAACCAUUACGAUGUCAAGUGGAA